AUGGCUGAAAGCACUGCGUUAGAGACCAUUGAGAUUCACCCAAUCAAUUUUCCUCCCGAUGUUCUUGCCAGAAUAUCACCAGAACUGUCUUUACAAAGACAUCUAUCCCUAGGUAUAAGACCAUGUCUAAGAAAGUAUGAAGAAUUUAGAGAUGUAAUUAUAGAAAACAAUACUUUGUCGCGUUAUGUGGACACAGAGAAUGUAGAUGCUAAGAACAAUAUUUUAGGUUCUAAUGUGCUAAAAAGUGGCAAAACUAUAGUGAUCACUUCUAUUACAGGUGGAAUAAUAGAAGAAAAUAGUGCCUCCAUUAAAGAUUUAGAUGAUUUUGGUGAGGACGAAUUACUUGAAGUGACCAAGGAGGACGAUAUACUUGCAGAAUAUGCCUCUGUCUAUCCAGUGGUGGAGGUCGAAAGAGGUAGAGUGGGCGCUUGUACGGAUGAAGAAAUGACUAUAUCACAGAAACUGUACGAUUCCAUACUGCACUCUAGGAUAUUACCCAAAAAAGCUUUGAAAGUAAAAGCAGGCAUUCGUAGUGUGAACGAAGAUGGUACUUUUACUGUAUUGUACCCUGAUGAACUGGAAAAUGGUGCAUUAAAUGGAACAAAUCUAAAAAUGAAAAGAAAGUGGUCAUACGUUCUGUAUGCAAAAAUUGUAGUCUUAAGCCGUACUGGUCCAGUGUUCGAUCUAUGUUGGAAUUCCUUAAUGUAUGCUUUACAGAAUGUAAAAUUGCCUAGAGCAUUUAUAGAUGAACGAGCAUCCGACUUAAGAAUGACGAUAAGAACAAGAGGAAGAAGUGCUACUAUUAGGGAAACAUACGAAAUUAUUUGUGAUCAAACUAAGUCACUACCGCUAAUGAUAAACUUACAGAAUAUUGCAUUUGCCUCAAAUUAUGGGGUAAUAGAGUUAGAUCCCGAAUCCCAAUUACAAGACCCUAACAACGCUGAAGAAGAAGUCGACAUUGAUAUGGACGAUCUAAAAUCUGUGCUGAUAGCGGAUUUAGACACUGAAGCAGAAGAAACAAGUAUUCACACUACGAUAUCCGUCAUUACUACUCCUGCAGGUAACUACAAGCAAUUAACAUUGGUGGGAGCGGGCGCCAAGAUAACCCCAGAGAUGAUAAAAAGAUCAUUAUCGUUGUCUAAGGUAAGGGCAGACGAUUUGUCUACAAGACUAAACAAAUAA
Molecule: messenger RNA, 1182 nt
Organism: Saccharomyces mikatae IFO 1815
Lineage: Eukaryota; Fungi; Ascomycota; Saccharomycetes; Saccharomycetales; Saccharomycetaceae
Gene: RRP43
Product: exosome non-catalytic core subunit RRP43
Exons: 1
Coding region: 1-1182 (393 amino acids)
Biological process (GO): U5 snRNA 3'-end processing; nuclear mRNA surveillance; exonucleolytic trimming to generate mature 3'-end of 5.8S rRNA from tricistronic rRNA transcript (SSU-rRNA, 5.8S rRNA, LSU-rRNA)
Cellular component (GO): nuclear exosome (RNase complex); cytoplasmic exosome (RNase complex)
Source: RefSeq, a predicted model, not a curated record